Aplosporella prunicola CBS 121167 is the source of this 1767-nucleotide messenger RNA. RefSeq names its product GMC oxidoreductase. Gene Ontology annotation, molecular function: flavin adenine dinucleotide binding; oxidoreductase activity, acting on CH-OH group of donors. The transcript is spliced from 2 exons. Lineage: Eukaryota; Fungi; Ascomycota; Dothideomycetes; Botryosphaeriales; Aplosporellaceae. The record is from RefSeq and is a predicted model, not a curated record. The coding region runs from base 1 to 1767 and encodes 588 amino acids.
AUGUACACUCGUUUCUUGUCCACUAUCCCGCUGCUGGCAGCGUCCGCUUUGGCGGCACCUCACACUCACCAGGCAAACCGCUUCGACUAUGUCAUCGUUGGUGGUGGCACCAGCGGUCUGGUCGUCGCCAACCGUCUUUCGGAGCUGAAGAACGCCUCUGUGGCCAUCAUCGAGGCCGGUGGCUCCGUCUUCGACAACACGAACGUUACCAGCACGUCUGGUUACGGACUGGCCUUUGGCACCGACAUUGACUGGGCUUUCCAGAGUGAGCCCCAGGAGUAUGCCGGCAACAAGCCGCAGACUCUCCGCGCCGGUAAGGCGCUUGGUGGUACCAGCGCCAUCAAUGGCAUGGCGUACACGCGUGCUGAGGAUGCGCAGAUCGACGUGUGGGAGAAGCUGGGCAACAAGGGCUGGAACUGGGAGUCGCUGUUCCCGUACUACAAGAAGCACGAGGCGCUGCAGGUGCCUACGGAGGCGCAGUUCGCCAGCGGCGCGACCUACGACAAGGCCGACCACGGCUUCGACGGCCCGCUCAAGAUCGGCUGGACCCACGAGAUGAGCAACAUCACCGCCCCGGCCAUCCUCAACGAGACCUUCCAUAACCUGGGCGUCCCGUACUCGUCCGAGAUCAACGGCGGCCAGAUGCGCGGCUUCACGCUGUUCCCCAAGACGGUCGACCCCGAGCUCGGCAUUCGUGAGGAUGCUGCCCGCGCCUUCUACUUCCCCUACCAGAACCGCACCAACCUCGCCCUGUACUCGAACACUGAGGCGCAGAAGCUGGUGUGGACGGAGGGCAAGGGUGACGCUGUGGCCAACGGUGUCGAGGUCAUCGGCGCCGACGGCAAGAAGCAGACCAUCUACGCGAACAAGGAGGUCAUUCUCUCGGCUGGUGCGCUCACCUCGCCCGUUCUCCUUGAGAAGUCCGGUGUCGGCAACCCGAAGAUCCUCAAGAAGGCCGGCAUCGACGUGAAGGUCAACCUUCCGGCUGUGGGUGAGAACCUGCAGGACCAGACGAACGCUGGCAUGAUGGCGUCGUCGACAUCCUCCUGGGCGGGCCAGUACGGCUACGUCGCGUACCCCAACGCGCAGGACAUCUUCGGCAACCAGACGGCGACGAUUCAGGCGCACGUCAAGUCGUCGCUGAAGGACUGGGCGCGCCAAGCCGCGGCCGUCAGCAAGGGCGUCAUCCCCGUCGCCAGCGUCGAGAAGUUCUUCCAGCUGCAGUACGACCUGAUCUUCACGCAGAAGAUCCCGAUCGCGGAGGUGCUGGUCAGCCCGACGGGCGAGGCCGUCGACGCCGAGUUCUGGGGCCUGCUGCCGUUCGCGCGCGGCAGCAUCCACGUCAACGCCGACGCCGAGCAGGGCUUCACUGCCGACCCCAAGUACUACAUGUUCGACUGGGACCGCACGCAGCACGUCGGCGUCGCCAAGUACAUCCGCACUAUCCUGAACACGGCGCCGUUCAACCAGUACGUCGCUGAGGAGACGACGCCCGGCGUCAAGGCUGUGCCUGCUGGUGCGAGCGACGAGGACUGGUUCGGCUGGGUCAAGGAGAACUACCGCUCUAACUUCCACCCCGUUGGCUCCACUGCUAUGAUGCCCAAGGAUAUGGGCGGUGUUGUUGAUGCCGAGCUCCGUGUCUACGGCACCAAGAACGUCCGUGUUGUUGAUGCUGGUGUCCUGCCCUUCCAGGUCUGUGGCCACCUUGUUAGCACGCUGUAUGCGGUUGCUGAGAGGGCAUCGGACCUCAUCAAGAAGGACGCUUAG